AUGCCAACCAAUCCAGAUCCAAAUGAGCUGCGCAAAUGGAAGAGAAAGAUUGAUACACUAUGUGCCAUCAUCGAAGACCAUUUUGCUUUUGCUUCUCAAUACACAAGUGAAUCAAACAAUAUUUCCCAGGUCAAGGUAAGACUUGAGGAAAUUAAUGAAUUUUCUGAGAAAUUUGAAGAAUAUCAAGCUGAGUUAGAAAUGUUAGAUGAAAAAAAGGAUUCUGAAUGGAUCAAUGUUCGAAGAUCAUUCCGAAACCGAUUGUGUGAUGUUAAGGCUGCGUUACUCAAAAUCAUAGAUGAUCAUGUUAUCCAUCCAGACAAUGUAUCUAGUCCAUCAAUGAGCUCAGCCAGAUCUCAACAACAUUUAAAUACAUUCAACUCUAUGAGGUAUCCACCAUGUGCUCUUCCUACAUUCAGUGGUGAUUGGCAGCAGUGGUCAUCCUUUAUAGAUACAUUCAAUUCAAUGUUUCAUAAUGAGCAUUCAAACUUACCGCUAGUUCAACGCUUUCAUUACUUAAGGUCAUGCCUUGCAGGGCAGGCUAGUGAUGUUAUCAAAUCUAUUCCUACUACUGCAGAACACUUUCAAUAUGCUUAUGAUCUGUUGGUAAAUCGGUAUGAAAACAAGAGUGCUAUAAUCCAGUCACACAUUCGCUCACUACUCGAGACACCCAAGGUGGUCUCACCGUCUUGUAGUGAACUGCAAAAGCUGCAUCAUCAUGUCACAUCUAACAUCAAUGCCCUCAAGUCCUUGCAGCAACCAGUCGAACAGUGGGAUGCAUGGUUGGUCACUCUUUUAUGUAGUAAAAUGGAUAGUGCUACAGUAGGGGAGUGGUAUCUACAGUAUAAGAGUAAAGAUCUGCCUUCCUACGUGGCUGUAGAACAAUUUCUAGCUAACAGAAUAACAGCCUAUGAGGCAGGGGAUAUGAAUUGUCUGUCAAGUGAACCAAGAAAAAUGUCAACAAAAAGUUCAAAUAACAAAACAUAUGAAAAAAAGGCAUUGUUUGUAAAAUCUAAAGAAAAAGGUUUUGGCAAAUGUCCGUUAUGUACUGAGCAUCACAAAUUAUAUGCUUGCAGUAAAUUCAACAACAUGAGUACAAAUGAUAGAAGGAACUUUGUGAUGAAAUCAAGGCUUUGUUUCAACUGUCUCAACUUUGGCCAUCAAGUUUCUUCUUGUUAUUUUCCUCCAUGUCCUCGUUGUGGGGAAAAGCACAAUUCAAAGCUUCAUGAGGAACAAGCAAACACCAAUAAUCAAGAUGCUUCUAUCGCCAAUGAUGUUGACAGCCCUGAACCCCAUGCAACAGCUAUGUACACUGAAAUAUCAGCUCAGGAAACUGAAAAUCUAAAUGUUAUUUUAGCCACUGCCAUUGUCAAUGUAUGCGACACUUUUGGGCGCAUGCAUUCAUGCCGAGCUGUCCUGGACUCUGGUUCUCAACUAAAUUUCAUUACAAAUUCUUGUGCUAAAAGGCUUAACUUGUCUACUGCUUCGCAUACACUUAACAUUGUUGGAGUCUCUGCUAUGGCAUCAACAGCCAAACAACUCCAAGAUACGAUUAUGACCUCACGUUUUGGUGAUUUCAAGACAACUAUCAAGUUCUACUCUCUGCAGACUAUAGUCAGUGCCUUGCCUUCUCAGGUGCUCAUUCGGGACAACUUGAAAAUGCCUCAUAACAUACUCAACCAGUUGGCAGAUCCAAACUUCCAUAGUCCUGGUCCUAUAGAUGUGUUAUUAGGUGCUGAUAUAUUCUUUGAUGUACUUUAUGGUGAAAAGUUUCCAUUAUCAAAUUUAGCUUGCUUGCAUCGUACCAAGUUGGGAUGGAUAGUAACAGGCAAAAUCUCAACUUUGUCAACUCCUCAUACAUUACCAAACCUCAUGAUACAGAAUCAAUCUGCAUUAUCGUUCUUCACGUCAAAGACCAAUCAACGUAUUCUUGAAGAGUUCAAAGCCGAAGAGCAUUUUCAAUCAACUUUUCGUCGGCAUUGCAGUGGGAGAUUCAUAGUGAAGCUACCAAUGGCACAAGAUCCCAAGGUGCUUGGUGAUUCAUUAGACAUGGCUCAAAAAAGAUUUUUAAAUCUAGAGAGACGACUUCAAAAAGAUAAAGUACUCACUGAACACCUUCCACAUAAUCAGAAGGAUCCAAACUUCAUGAUAAAUCUUACUGAAACUGAGGUGUUGAGCGCGUUGGGACUUCUUUGGCAACCAUCUAUAGAUAGCUUUCGGUUUGCAAUGAAAAACUGGAAUGCUCCUCAACACAUAAGUAAGCGCACACUCCUAUCAAAUAUAAAUAGUGUCUAUGAUCCGCUUGGACUAUUAUCAUCAGUGUUGAUUAAAGGCAAGAUUUUUAUCCAGCAAGUAUGGAGUCUUAAAGUAGGUUGGGAUGACAUUUUAUCAGAAGAGAUAAGAUCAAAAUGGUUAAAAUUUUAUUCAAGUUUGGUUGCACUCAAUGGAUUGAUUAUACCAAGACUAGCAUUACUACCUGAGUCAGACAGUUAUGAACUUCAUGGUUUCUGCGAUGCAUCCCAACAUGCCUACGGUGCUUGCAUUUACAUUCGAUCCAGUAAGCAAGAUGGUGAUGCUGAAGUUAAAUUGUUUACGGCUAGAUCUCGGGUUGCGCCAAUUAAAACCACCACUAUUCCCCGUCUGGAGUUGUGUGGCGCGUUAUUGCUGUCAGAGUUAGUAAACGAGAUUAAAGAUGAAUUUUCAAAUAUAAACAUUAAAUUGUCUACAGAAAACAUACACCUGUGGACAGAUUCAACUAUUGUUCUACCGUCAAAAUCAUUGAUUACCAAGCUAAUUUUUAAUUAUGAGCAUAUUCGGCUCAUGCAUGCAGGACCACAGGCAUUGCUUGCCCACGUAACACUGAACUAUUGGCCAAUCCGGGGAAGACAGAUUGCAGCACAAAUCGUCCGAAAAUGUGUAACCUGUUUCCGAGCGAGCCCUCAAUUUACUCCACCAUUAAUGGCGCCUCUGCCCAGCGCAACUGUAAACAGCAAUAAAGUACAUGAUUUUCUUACUAUGCGAGAAAUUAAGUGGCACUUUAUACCACCUGCUUCCCCACACUUUGGAGGGUUGUGGGAGAGUGCAGUCAAGUCAGCUAAAAAGCAUCUUCUUCGAGUGUCGAAGGGAGUGUUGCUAACAUUUGAUGAAACCAGAACUUUACUAUGUCAAAUUGAAGCUGCAUUAAACUCUCGGCCUCUAUCUCCACUUUCAUUAGAUCCCAACGACUUCAAUGCACUCACACCAGGGCACUUCUUAAUUGGUGGUCCACUCAUGCUACCACCUGAGCCCGAUGUAUCAUCCAUACCACAAAACCGCUUAAAACGAUAUUCACUUAUGAGGCAGCAAAUGCAGCUCUUCUGGAAGCGGUGGUCACAAGAAUAUUUGCCUCAACUCCACCGAAGAGGUAAAUGGACCAAGCCGAAUCGAAAUUUUUGUGUUGGUGAUCUUGCAGUCUUGCGUGACGACAACAUGCCACCCUUUAAAUGGCCAUUAGUCCGCGUAGCAGCAGUUCAUCCUGGGGCUGAUGGUGUUGUUAGGGCAGUGACCGUGCGAAAUUCCACUGGGUCUGAAUUUCGACGUCCAGCAAUCAAGUUAUCCCUACUACCCACCGAAAAGGAUCACGAUGAUGAAGAUUAG
This is a messenger RNA of Macrosiphum euphorbiae (potato aphid), 3633 nucleotides long. The record is from the annotation of a GenBank genome assembly. Lineage: Eukaryota; Metazoa; Arthropoda; Insecta; Hemiptera; Aphididae.